Molecule: messenger RNA, 1430 nt
Organism: Spea bombifrons (plains spadefoot toad)
Lineage: Eukaryota; Metazoa; Chordata; Amphibia; Anura; Pelobatidae
Product: keratin, type I cytoskeletal 17-like
Exons: 8
Coding region: 62-1282 (406 amino acids)
Molecular function (GO): structural molecule activity
Source: RefSeq, a predicted model, not a curated record
UGCUAACUCCGCAUCAGAACUAUCUGGAGACUUCACAAAGUCACAACCGCUGUACUCCGCCAUGUCUUGCCAUUGGAAAAGUGGAUCUAUCCGGUCAUCCGUAUGCAGCAGCGCCGGAAGCAGCAGAGUGAGUAGCCUGACGGCGGACUGGGUGAAAGGAUCUGAACAUCAUGGAGCCGGGAGCUUCAGCUCCAACGAUGGCCUCCUGCAAGGCGGCGAAAAGGAAACCAUGCAGAACCUCAAUAUCCGACUGGCCUCGUACCUGGACAAAGUCCAUGCGCUGGAAGAAGCCAACGCUGGCCUUGAGUCAAAGAUCAAGGAGUGGUAUAUUAAACACCAGCAACAGAACCUGCCGGCGGAUUACAGCCAGUAUUUCCGUAUCAUCGAGGAACUCAAAUGCCGGAUCUUAGCUGAAAGCACGGAAAACGCCAGAGUCAUUCUGCAGAUCGACAAUGCCAAGCUGGCUGCGGAGGACUUCAGACUGAAGUAUGAGAACGAGUUGUGCCUUCACCAGAAUGUUGAAUCGGACAUUGCCGGCCUGCGCCGAGUGCUGGAUGAACUGACCUUCGCUAAAUCCAAUCUGGUGCCACAGCUUGAAAGCCUGAAGGAAGAGCUGGAUUGUCUCAAGAGGAACCACGAAGAGGAAAUGAAGGCCCUUAAAGGACAAAAGGGCGAUAUUAACGUGGAAAUGAAUGCGGCUCCCGGCGUCGAUCUCGGCAAACUUCUGAACGACAUGCGAGCUCAGUAUGAAGAAAUUGCAGAGCAGAACAGACAGAAGGCUGAGGACUGGUUCAAUGAAAAGAGUGCAGAACUCAACCGAGAGAUUUCCCACAGCAGUGAAAUGGUGGAGUGCCACAAGACACAGCUGACCGAACUCAGACGUACCCUUCAAGAACUGGAAAUUGAGCUUCAGGCCCAGCUUGCAAUGAAAAAGUCUUUGGAGUGCUCGCUGGCAGAGACAGAGUGCUGUUACAGCAUUCAGCUCACACAAUUACAGGGCAUUGUGGGAAAUGUCGAAGAACAGCUUGGCCAGGUCCGUGCCGACCUGGAACGUCAGAACGGAGAGUACAAAAUUCUCCUAGACAUUAAGACACGCCUGGAAAUGGAGAUCGAGACAUACCGUAGACUGCUUGACGGAGAGUCAUGGCAGCACAAAGAAGUGCCCGUUCCAGCAAAAGAGCACAACAAGACCAGAAAAGUCACAACAAUCGUGGAGGAAGUGGUAAAUGGCAAAAUCGUGUCACAGAAAGUGAACGCCACCGAGGAGAAGCUGAAAAUGUAGGCCUCGUGCUUCAUAUAAACGGCCGUAACGUCGACCUGUACCUUUCAUGAUGCCAUGAGCUGUGUUUUUGUGAUGGGGUUGCUUAGUAUAACAGGGACUGGGUGAACCUAUAUGUUUUCUUUCUCAAAUAAACCUUAUCAAGCAAUAA